AUGGGCAGUACGCUUAGCCAGAAAAACGCUAUUUUUGCCGCCGUGGAGGUGGAUGCUGCAAUCGUUGAGACUCAAGAUACUCAGAAUUUGAAACAGGCUGUGGAAGACGAUCACUCUGACGAGAUGGAUGCAAGCAACAGAGCCAUUCAUAGCAGAAAGCGAUAUCGUGCGCAAGGCGGCGAAGCAGAACCUACUUUGGGCGAGGACGGGGUUUCUUACGAGCCGACACAAGAGAGUGAAAAAAAAGUAGAAAGUACAUUGAGAAAAGAGCGCGUGGAAAACGAGAAAGAAUUUACAGAAGAGAUAGUCCCUGAAUUUACUGAAACAUUGACCAAAAGACUUCGGCUCCAAACUCAAAAGAAGAAAUUGACUUUAAGUGAGGAAGUUCAGGUCACUGGUAUUGAGAGGCAGAAAGUAACGAGGAACGAAAAAGCGAAACGUGCUUGGGCAAUAGCGCCCCCUCCAUCAUUAUGUUCACCCAGUAUUGAAAUUGCAUUUCCAAAGGAUGAAGUGCCAAUUGAGCUUUGUCCCUUCUCGAGUGACGAAAGUGUCGAGGAAAAACGACCGAGUUUUUCUUUUCGCAGAAAUAAUUUUGAUGCGCUCAAGACCUUAGCACCUUCUCCUUCUUCAUCAACUGCAGCGCUGGAAUCUGGAAGGACCUCGUCAAAUGUAGCUGCAGUAUUAGUGCCAGUGACAGCUGAAGGACCAGCAAGUAUAGCACCUCGUAGUAUGGGAAAGCGGAAACGUAGAAAGAGAUUGAGUUACUCAGCUCCAAGAAAUAAAUUGGCGACUAAAUCCAAGCACGAGGAGACCAGUGUUUCUACUUUAUUUGCAUCUGAGAAGAUUAGCAUUGAAGCGAACGGCUAUACUAACUUUUAUGGAGUCGAAGUUGACUCUGACAGAAGUGCCUCAGCAUCAACAACAGCAUACCCAGAUACUGAUGCUUCGCAUCUAUACCCGUCGACUUUUAAAGGCGAAUCAUGGCAAUGGCGGGAUGCCGACGCAUACUUCGACCCUCUUAUGCAGUCUGAAUUGGAUAACUUGGUUCGGUGGCGUAAAGAAAACGCGGACUAUCUUGCAGAAUACUCAAGUGCAUGGUGCGGCAUGUCAGAAAUAGAGAGUAAGCGUGCAGUAUCAGAUUUGAUACUUGCAGAUGCUUCAAAGAGGCCUAAGGAAAAUGUGGAUAUUAUAGUUCGACGAGGGCGCCACUACCGUGAUGCAUGGGAAGAAGAAGAUUUUUUCGCUCAAAAAAGGCGUGAUUUUAUGGAGGAAGGACCUUCUGAUAAAGGCCAAGAGAUUGCAGUGAAAUCGAAUCGUAAAGGAUCCAUAUAUCCAUCAAGCUUAUCGCUUGGAUCCCAUCGCGAUUUAGUUUAUGGCUACGACGACGACUUAUUCGAAGAUUUUAGGCUUCGCCUCGAGGGUUGUGUGAAUCUCUUUCAGUUGUCGAAACAAAAUGAAGAAUCGGGUAAUGAAUAUAGUUCGGACAGAAGUGCAAACAAAUUUAAUGUUGACGAGAGCAUCCUACCUAGUUAUCCUCUCUGUCAGUUUCAUCCAGCAUCACUAGGACUUUGGAAACUCCGGAAGAAUCAAAUGCCUGAUUUUAAAGUGGUCCACCCUGCAUCGCUUAACCGUGAACAUGUCUCGACGCGCAGGAAAGAAGAGAUGAAACGGCACCUCCAACUGCAACACGAAUUUCAGGUUCACCAAGCGAAUCAGUCAGCUGACUUGAUCAGCAAGGAUAAUGAGGGUACCGGAGACUCCACGCAUGAUUGGCGUUGUGGUGUUUUGAACAGCGAAGUUACUGGCAAUCUUCCAUCUUUCGGGAACAUAGUGGAGAAGGAUGAAAUUUUGGAAGUGUUGACUGCCUCUAUCACAAAGCUUAUACCGUUGUCAAUUCAAAACUGGCAAAUAGCGCAGCGUGUGUAUGAAAGAGCAGCAUGCAGUAUCCAAUGUGCACCAAUUCUAGAAAGUGAAGCUGCUGCUGCACGAGAGCUAGAAAAUAUGCUCUUACGGUUGUCUUCAUCCGCCGACUUUAAUGCAAAUACUCUAUCUGGCGUUGGUCCUGAUUCUUUCAUCGGCCCUGCUCGACCACUGCGAACACUACAGAGUUGCAGCUCUCUGCAUGAUUUGAUUGCUUAUAGUGUACGCCGUGAUAUUGGAGAUAACUGCUCGUUGGCUGUGGCUGCUUCGGUAGAGUUUGCAUCAAGACUAAGAGUGGGUGACGUUGUGGAUGUUCUUGACCGAAACGCUUGCUGGAAUUACGGCGAAGUCGUGGAAAUUUAUCUGGAAGAAAAACAGAAGUUUGCGAAGUUUCUGCUACUUCGACUUUCAUUGUGGUCUGAGGACACCGUGGAAUGGAUCGCAGCUAGUGAAGGUCGCAUAUUGCCGCAGGGCGUCGCAACUGGCCAGAAAAUUUAUUCAGUGGGCCCAACUCGGGCUCAUCGAGUUCGUAUUCGUUACGAUCAAUGUCUUGCCAAAGAAUUGGAGCAAACCUACCCGCAGCGGCAGACAAAGCAAGCAAAUGCAGCUUCUCAAGUACUGGCGCAAUGGCAUAAUAACGGUGUGGUGGGAUUCUCGGGCGAGCAAAAAAGCAGACGUAAACGUCUUACCAAAUCUGCUGCAUCGACGUCGACACUUUAG
Molecule: messenger RNA, 2640 nt
Organism: Plasmopara halstedii
Lineage: Eukaryota; Oomycota; Peronosporomycetes; Peronosporales; Peronosporaceae
Exons: 1
Coding region: 1-2640 (879 amino acids)
Source: RefSeq, a predicted model, not a curated record